CUUGGGCUGCUGGGCCGUAUCUAAUAUGGGCUGCUAGUGCUAACGAACGUAAGGCUGACUCCAACAAGGAUUGGCAUACAGAGCAUGCAAAUGGAGGAUAUAGCUACCGGUUGAGAAAUAGCUACCGUAGGCAUUUUGACUUUGCUCCAACAGCAUAGGCAAAGAGGCACCUCCAUUCCCCUGGCAGUUGGCUCGCGGGCUCUGGUGGAAGUCCGCCGCACGCCGCCUGCCUGUCACCGGAUCCGGCGAUUCCAGCACGUCGCCUCUUCACUCUUGAACAUGGCUUGGAGGUACAUCAAGAUGGGGAUGUGUGGUACGUCUACCGCAAACCGUCGGGAAGAGGAAGAACUCAAAGCCGCCGCUGCUGCAGUGGCAUUGGGAGUAGGCAAUAAACGGCGGUGGGGACGAUCUUUUUUUGGUCAUGCUGUGAAGAAUCGAAAAAGAGAAGAGGUGAACGAACAAAUCAUGCGAUAUUACUUCAAUGAGAAUGCAUUGUUCGGCGAGGAAGAUUUCAGGCGCAGGUUCAGAAUGCGGAAGUCUUUGUUUCUACGCAUUGUUGAUGAUGUCACAAGAAGAAACAAGUAUUUCAAGCAAAAACGAAAUGCAGCAAAGAAGUUAGGUUUCACUCCAAUUCACAAGUGCUUAAUUGCAAGCAGAAUGUUAGCGUAUGGCGGCGCUGCAGAUGCAUUAGAUGACACAUACAAAAUGGCAGAGACAACCGUUCUCGAGACCCUGGUGCACUUUGUCAACACUGUCAAUGAUGUGUAUGGUGAAGAGUACUUGAGGCCACCACGUGCUCAUGAACUUCAAGUCAUUCUACAACAGAAUGAGGCCAGAGGUUUCCCAGGCAUGAUUGGAAGUAUAGAUUGUAUGCAUUGGGAAUGGGAGAAUUGUCCCACAGCAUUGGCUGGGAUGUUCAAGGGUCAUAAACCCAAACCUACUCUUAUACUUGAGGCAGUAGCAACUCAAGAUCUUAGGAUUUGGCAUGCUUUUUUUGGGCUACCAGGUUCUCACAAUGACAUCAAUGUCUUGCAUCGGUCUCAUGUGUUUGAUGAUUUAGCUAAUGGUAGGACACCAGAGGUUGAGUUCUGGGUAAAUGGCAAUCCCUAUACCAUGGGAUACUACUUGGCUGAUAGAAUUUACCCAGACUGGGCAACUCUUGUUAAGAUUGUGAGUGCUCCGGUGACCAUGAAACACCAAGUGUUUGCAGCUACACAAGAGUCAUGCAGGAAGGAUGUGGAGAGGGCAUUUGGAGUACUUCAAUCAAAGUUUAAGAUCAUCCAUAACCCUGCUAGGCUAUGGAGGCAAAGAGACCUGAAUGCCAUUAUGCGUGCAUGUGUUAUUCUUCACAACAUGAUCAUAGAAGACGAGCGCAACAGUUACCUCAAUGCAGCUGACACACAGGGAUUUGAAGGGCCAGCAGAUCCUCCUGUACUGCAGAACCGAGAUGUGCCAGAGAUCGAUCACCUCAUUGAUGCAUACAACUGCAUAAAAAGCAAGGAAACAAGUCGGCAACUACAGUGGGACCUCAUAGAACACAUAUGGAGUCAUUAUGGUGCAUCAACAGGCCCAUUUGCAGGAAGUUAG
This is a messenger RNA of Panicum virgatum (switchgrass), 1587 nucleotides long. RefSeq lists its product as uncharacterized. The coding region runs from base 280 to 1587 and encodes 435 amino acids. The record is from RefSeq and is a predicted model, not a curated record. Lineage: Eukaryota; Viridiplantae; Streptophyta; Magnoliopsida; Poales; Poaceae. The transcript has 3 exons.